Messenger RNA from Lagopus muta (rock ptarmigan), 4188 nucleotides. It is a transcript of the gene F2RL2, whose product is annotated as coagulation factor II thrombin receptor like 2. The record is from RefSeq and is a predicted model, not a curated record. Gene Ontology annotation, biological process: positive regulation of Rho protein signal transduction; thrombin-activated receptor signaling pathway; phospholipase C-activating G protein-coupled receptor signaling pathway. Gene Ontology annotation, molecular function: thrombin-activated receptor activity. Gene Ontology annotation, cellular component: membrane. The transcript has 2 exons. The coding region runs from base 219 to 1361 and encodes 380 amino acids. Lineage: Eukaryota; Metazoa; Chordata; Aves; Galliformes; Phasianidae.
AUGUGUGCAUAUUUGGAUACGUCACACCCUCUUGCUGUAGUAGACAAAGAACAAACUAGCUCCUUGCCAUAAAUCUCAUGCCUACAGGAUGCUUCGGGAGAACAGAUCAAUUGUGCCUUAGUGCCUUACAGACGGAAGAAAAUCCCCUCCCAACACCACUGAGAUGAACUAAAACUGUGUUGCCUUUUUUUUUUGGUAUCUGGAUUUAGCAAACUACAAUGAAGAUUCUGGUUUUCACUGGACUGCUCUCUCUAACAUCAACUUUUACGACAGCUUUAGAGUCUUCACUGAAUGAUUCUGCAGUUAAAACUGUGUCUCUUAUCAAGACUUUCCGUGGAAUUUUACCAAGAGACUAUGAUUACAUCCCACCUCAUGCUAUAGAAGGGGAGACAAAGACAAUCCAUAUCAAGGAAAACAAAAGUUCUGUGAAGAAAUAUAAUGACUCCACUUUAACAGAAGUGAACAACACCACAUUGGAAUACCUGACUAGUUCUCUGAGCACCAAGUUAAUACCCACUGUCUACCUCAGUGCUGUUUUAUUGGGUGUACCAUCUAAUGCCAUCAUUUUGUGGAUGCUGCUCUUCAGAAUCAGGUCUGUGUGCACUGCCAUCCUCUACACAAACUUGGCUGUUUCAGAUUUGCUCUUCUGCAUCAUGCUGCCAUUCAAAAUAGCAUACCAUAUCAACAAGAACAACUGGAUUUUUGGAGAAAUUAUGUGUCGAACUACAACUGUGGUAUUUUAUGGCAAUAUGUACUGCUCCAUUCUGCUGCUCACGUGCAUUAGCGUCAGUCGCUAUGUGGCCAUCGUUCACCCUUUCACCUACAAGAGCCUGCCAAAACGCACCUAUGCCAUUGCCGUCUGUGCCACUGUGUGGACCAUCGUCUUUUUGUACAUGCUCCCACUCUGCAUAAUGCAGCAAACCUAUUACGUGAAACAACUGGGCAUUUACACCUGCCAUGAUGUGCACAGUGCCUGCAAAACUGUAUCUUCCUUCCAGUUCUACUACUAUGUUUCUUUAGCUAUCUUUGGAUUCUUAAUGCCUCUUGCAAUCAUCAUUUUCUGCUAUGUUUCGAUUAUUCGAACGCUCAAGACUCACGAGUGGUUCUGGUAUGUGAAAGUCAGUCUUUUGAUUCUUACCAUCUUUGCUAUUUGCUUUGUACCAAGCAAUAUUAUUCUUAUUAUCCAUCAUAUCAACUAUUACUACUACAACACAGAUAAUUUGUAUUCUUUUUAUCUGAUAGCUUUAUGCCUUAGCAGCUUAAACAGCUGUCUUGAUCCUUUCCUUUAUUUUCUAAUGUCAAAAAUACGAAGUCAAUCCAAUAUAUACCUAACAAUGGUUAAAAUAACCAGGGAAAUGUGAAUUUUAUUCUAUAUUUAUAUUAUUGGAAUUAUGAUUUUGUAUAGUACUAACCCAGGUAGCAAUAAACCUCAGAUUUGACAAUUAAAUCUAAAAAAAAAAAAAAAAAAAAAAAAAUAAAAUGCUAAGGUUGUUAAAUCAUGACCUCAGUGAAAUCUACUUCUUCCAAACCCCACACAAGAGGCAUCAUCAAACAUACUUCUCUAUUUUGUUCUGUGUGCUACAAAGUCAGGUGAACCUACCUAGAUUGAGGGAAGCAGCUGAGAACUUCCUUCUGAGAAGAUCAAACAUAUGGUUACACUAUAAUAUCAGUGACCACAGAACAAGAGAGGAAUCCAUCCAGAACUUUUAAGGCCCAUUCUUGACUUGGAAACACUUUAUAUGUUCUUUGUGCCCACAAUCACUGCAGGACUAACGUGAAUGUGAGGUUUUGAUACAUUGGGAAUAGGAACAAGUGAAAGCACUAGCUAUUCAUGAGCUACAACGCAUUAUGGCACACAACUACGAGCAGAUUCUGCCCUAGGUAUUAGAAAUAAAGAGUUGCAGUCCCAUUAGUUUGGAAGUGCAGCAAAAUCUACAGCCUUAAAAACAGAACUUGACAUGCUUCCAAGAAAGUAUCUCUUCUGAGGCUGCUUAACCAGCUUUGCUCUGGAGACUUGUUCUUCCACUAUGUCAGCACCCGUGCUCCUACAACCCUCAAGGACUGCUGAAAGCUAAACCUUAUCACUGUGAAUCCAGGCAUGCUUUAUUCUUGCUUGGUAAGCAAAAAAGGAAAACUAUUUUGACGUAUCCUCUAUAUUUCCACAUCCUCACAGGAAAUGAUUAGUGUAACAAGAACUGAAGCAAGUUUUGAUUAAUUGCCCUUGCUAGUAAAGUAAAUGGUUAUCUUUACAUUUAUGGAAGCUCAAGAUCUACAAAUGCAGAAUAUAAAAUCCUACAAAAUAAGCUCAGUGAUUGGUUGACACCUGUAACUAACUGUGUAAAGCAAAUAAAAAGUACUUGAUGAUAGUGUUGUCAGAAACUUAAAAACGAAGUCAUUUGCAGUGGAAAAUGGGAAGUGCCUUCAAGAAAUCUGGUAAGGCUCUACCUGUUCAUUUUCUCCUGAUUCCUAAUUUAUUUUAAAUAGUGAAAUGCCUUCCACAAGCACAUCAUUUAACUAUAACUGUUAAGUAAUCCAGAUAUAACCACUUAUUGCAAACAACAAAAAUGCCAGCUUUAUUGUAAAGCCCAUGUGUCUGUCACACAAAAUUACACAACACAGGAAGCAUAUCAAAGUAUGGCACAUAGCUGUUUAACAUUUCAGGUAUUCAGAAGACACUUCCUAAACACAGGGUUUCUCUUCAAUGAGACUUGAACACACUUGGUUUGAAAUGGUUGUGAGAACUGUUAGAAGCAACUGUAUAAAGUUACAGGAAUAAAUGAACUGCAUAUUUGUACUUGCAAGCAAUGAGGAAGCAAUGAGUAAGUGUCAUCUAGCUUUCAUAGGAACUAGAUUCUACAUAGCUGAGGCCACUUCAGCCAGAGGGACGUCACAACAGCAUGGUUAGAACAAGCCAGCAGUUUCAAUCCAUUUGUUUUCCAGACACUGAGGAAUCCAGGAAGUUCAGAGUCAAACCUAUCUAACUGUUGUAAAUCAAGUACUCUCUUAUGCCACAACUCAUUCUUAAAACAUGUUAAAUACAGCUAAAGAUCAAUCUGCAUUAUAAACAGGGAUCAAAAAAGUAAAAGGUUGAUAAAGACUAGAGUUUAUUGCACAGUCUUUUCAAUUCUGUUUUUAGGAGAAGUUCAAUUUAAAUCAUAUAUUAAGGAAGGUGAUAUCCAUAUUCUUAUUCAGCAGCUAGAGUAAUAACUCAAAUUAAUGCAUUUGAAUAUUUAUUUUGGGAACAUAUACAAUACAGCGUCUUGCUUUCUCCCUAAGCAGAGUUGUUUGGUUUUUUAAUAAAUCAUUACAUAAAAACAGAUGUUUUAAGUAUUUGUCAAAGGACUACAAAUGAAACAGCCAGCACACAGCAAGGGUGGAGACUUUUCAGCAUCCAGUAAUUAGUGAAACCUGACGUUAUGGGAGAACACAAGACUGAGAUUUGCAACACCCAGUCCAAAAGCUCUGCCAGCAGAUGACAGAAGCACACGUUUUUCAUAGCAGGUACUGCAGGUGAGGUGGCAAAAUAGCUGGGAGGUGUUUCUACAAGCCAUUGUGCAGGGACUUUUUCCAGCUGACAUUAAGAAUGCAUCAUGUGAAUUUUAGACAUCUUGAAACUGUGAGAAUAUUAUAUAUGCUGGACUAUGAGCUUUAGCUAAUCUUCCCUUCAGUCAAAUCCUUCAAGCUGUUAGGCUGAUCUGUGUUUACACUUCCCUAAGCUGUGAUGUUAACCAGGGCACUGCUUUUGAGGAAGCCAGUACAAGCAUCCUGCUGAGAUUGGCUGAAGCUGAAGGCAUGUACAAGAUGGGAAGUGUGUUGUUGCAUGACAAGGGCAGAACAGAAACACCACUACUACAGACCCUCAGAUUUCAGCAACUGAGGCUUCUCAGCAGAAGAUCUCCCAGAAGUAGUACUCUCCUCAGCAUGACUGAAUACUUUCUAGCAGAAGCCUCAAUUCCCACCUAUAACUACCUGCCUAAUUAUCACUAGUAACUAGAUCCUUACACAAACACCUAACAGAUACAGAAUGUAUCUUACUGUUAAUUAAUUAAUAAUUAAUCUUCUGUGAUGGUCAGAAUAAGUUGUAGUAGAAAACUAUACAGUGCUUUUUUCUUGUUUCCAGCUUAUAUUAUUCCUACAACUAAUCCAAAGACUGCAGGAACAGGACAAGAGCACAUGCAAAUAAAAAGA